GCUCUGUAGUCUGUAUUUAGAUUUGGUUUCCGAGGUCUUAAGGUUUAUUUACAGCCUGAUAAGCUACAGAAACCCCUGAAGUUGUCUCGUUUUCACCUCUUUUUGGGGUUCUGUCCUCCUUCCAUGGAUGAGAGAAGACAAAAGAACCGUUUAAACCAUAAAAGCCUAACGUUGCUUGCCCUGUUUAUUUUCUGCUUUAUUCACACCAUCCAAUGCCGAGAAGAAAUGACCGAGCGAAUCCCUACGGAGUCUCCGUCUCCAUCUAGGGUUCCGGAUUUGAAGAAUGAUCUUAGGAGGAUAUCCUUCAGCAUUUUGUUGGGAAUUUUAACUGGAUUUUGCUGUGCGGUUCUUUUUACUUGCUUCGUGAGGCUGGUUCUCCGUUACAUGAGCAGAACCCCAAUUCUCAAAGGCCCAGUGAUCUUCACUCCUAAGAUUGAUCCCAAGACUCUCCAAUCCGCUCUUUCAAAUGAGAACAACCAGUUGAUUGGGUCCAGCCCUAACGGAAAGUAUUACCGAGCUGUUCUUGAUGGGGGACUAGCCUUUGCAGUGAAAAGGCUUGAACCCUUGGACAAGGGCUGCCCAGAGAUUCAGUGCAAGUCUGUCAAGAGACGGAUUCAGCAAGAACUUGAAACUUUGGCAGGAUUGAAACAUCGAAAUAUGAUGAGUUUAAGGGCUUAUGUUCGUGAACCUCUUCGCUUGUCUUUGGUCUAUGAUUACAUCCCUACUGGUAGCCUUGAAGAUGCAAUGAACAGAGUCCGGGAGAACCAGUUGCAGCUCAGCUGGGAAGUUAGGCUUCGGAUUGCAGUUGGGGUGAUCAAGGGUCUUCAACAUCUCCAUUUUAGCUGCAGCCCGGGAGUUCUGCACCACAAUCUGAAGCCCACAAAUAUAAUGUUGAAUCCUGAGUUUGAGCCAAUGCUCUCUGACACUGGCUUGGCCAAGCUUGCACCCAAUUGGGGUACGAGGACAUCAGGCUACAUUGCUCCCGAGUGUUUCCAGAAUAGCAGGUACACAGAUAAGAGCGAUAUCUUCAGUUUUGGGGUCAUAUUGGGGGUUCUGCUAACUGGGAGAGAUCCUUUGGAUCCAUUAUUUGGGGAAGCAGUUGGUGGAGGAAGUUUGGGGCGGUGGCUCCGCCAUUUGCAGCAAGCAGGUGAGGCACAAGAAGCAUUGGAUAAGAGCAUUCUCGGGGAAGAAGGAGAAGAGGAUGAGAUGCUAAUGGCUGUGAGGAUUGCUGUCGUGUGCCUAUCAGAUUUGCCGGCUGACCGGCCUUCAAGUGACGAGCUUGUUCCCAUGCUCACCCAGCUGCACAGCUUUUGAAAGAAAUGCAUAUAAAUUGGAUUUUUUUUUUUUUUUUAAAUUAGUGGUUUCUUUUAAACCAUUUUGGGGUUUGGAAAAGAAAUUGUAAUCUUACUUUUUUGUACCCUUUUA
Molecule: messenger RNA, 1425 nt
Organism: Telopea speciosissima
Lineage: Eukaryota; Viridiplantae; Streptophyta; Magnoliopsida; Proteales; Proteaceae
Product: inactive leucine-rich repeat receptor-like protein kinase CORYNE
Exons: 3
Coding region: 124-1314 (396 amino acids)
Biological process (GO): protein phosphorylation
Molecular function (GO): protein kinase activity; ATP binding
Source: RefSeq, a predicted model, not a curated record